CUGGAAAACGAAUAGAAUUUCACAGCGCAGCAGAAGAAAGAAACACAGAGACACAAACAGAGUCCAUUGUUUCCAUUCCCUUCCCUUUCUUCUCUUCCUUGUCAGUUUUCCCCAUACACAGUUUUCCAGAUUCCAAAACCCUUUUCGUUCUCAUCCACCCCCACCCACCCUUUAUAAUAUAAAACCAAUCAACAAAAAGCCAAACCCAAACCCGCGUCCUCUUCGCUUUUGGCUUUAUUAAUACUCCCCCAGAUUGAUUUUGGGUCCAGAACAACCAAGAUCAAGAACCCUUCAAUCUCUUUGUGAUUAUGGGUUCGUCGUCUGCUCAGCUCCGCCUCAUGUCCGAUCUCAAAACCAUCAUUAACGAGCCCCCGGAGGGUUGCAGCGCGAGUCCUAUGUCCGAUGAUAACCUGUUCGUGUGGAGCGCGACUAUAUUUGGACCUGAUGAGACUCCAUGGGAAGGUGGUGUGUUCAGUUUGCGGUUGACAUUUAGUGAGCGAUAUCCGGAAAAGCCGCCGCGUGUCCGAUUCACGUCCGAGAUGUUCCAUCCGAAUGUUUACCAUGAUGGCGCACUGUGCAUGGAUAUAAUUCAGGAUGCAUGGUCACCCUGCCACAACGUAUCAACAAUUUUAACAUCUGUUCAAUCACUUCUCACUGAUCCAAAUCCUUCAAGUCCUGCAAACCCUGAGGCUGCUCAACUGUAUCAACAUGACAUAAAAGCUUACAACAAGAGGGUACGCCGCUGUGCUCGCAAUUCCAUCGAAUCUUAGUUCCUGAGCACAAUUCCAUCGAAUCUUAGUUCCUGUUUACAAUUUGCUCUGAUAUUUUUUAACUCCUAUUUAGGAGAAGGCUUUAGGUUGGCUGAAUACCCAUCUACAGCUAGUGUAUCUCCCUCUUCUGAAAUGUAAUCACAUAGACAAGUUAUGUCGAUAUUACACAGAAAAAACAUGAUUCGGUGUCAUUUGUGGAACUCAAAGAGUUCCAAAGAUAAUAAUGCAAUCUCUAAUGUUGGAGUAUGGGGAAA
Molecule: messenger RNA, 1024 nt
Organism: Fragaria vesca subsp. vesca
Lineage: Eukaryota; Viridiplantae; Streptophyta; Magnoliopsida; Rosales; Rosaceae
Product: ubiquitin-conjugating enzyme E2 2-like
Exons: 6
Coding region: 309-770 (153 amino acids)
Source: RefSeq, a predicted model, not a curated record